GUAACAUUCGUUUGAAUUCAAUGUCAAAGUUGUCAAAAUGUGAUCGCAAAAUAAAAGGUUUACUUUGUUUGUUUUCAUUAUUUUAAGACGUACCUAUUUGUUAACAUUAUAAAAUGUCAUUAGUUUUGAGGAGAACAUAUUUAAAAGCUAAAAAUAAUAUCCUGUCUCCUGGUACUGGAAAUAUUUCAGUUUCUGGUCCAUUACAAACUUUUAUGGUUCGAACGUUCAGUGACGACAAAUCUGGCAAUAAUCCACAAUUCAGCAGUAGUACUAUUUUAAUUGAAAAUGGAUUUAAUGUACAAGAACUUCCGGUGGCAAUCAAGAAAUUAAGAAAUAUCACAGAUAUCGAAGAUAAGCCAAACGAAGAAAAAACAACAAAUGCGCAAGACACUCUUAGCUAUCAGCUGAUUCAAGAAGAAUUUCAACAAUGCUUGGAUCUUCGCGAUGUGUUCUCGUUACUCUCAAAGUGUACGAAGAUUACGCCAAAUAUUGCAUUAGGUGCCAUCGAAAGAAUAUACGACAUUGAAAAGAAUCCAAACUCACUAAGUUUAGAUCCUAAAACAAUGCAAAUUAAUUUAGCCAAAGGUGCAAUUUUAGAUAAACUUCUGAAGGUUGUUAUGAAAACUGAAGAUACGAACACUAUACUGGAGAUACUGAACACAGUUUCAUCCUUCAUGGAGCCUUUCAAAUACAAAUUCCAUGAUGAGCUGCUUCUACGUGUUAUAGACAACAAGCUUACAAUUGACCAGUUGUGUCAAUUUAUAAACUUUUUAAUAAAAAAUAAAAAUGAUACAAAGUACUCUGAAACCAUUGAUAAACUGUGGGUGGGAUUUGUUGCUAAAGAAAAAGAAAUAGAUGAGAACAAUAUAGUACAGGUGUUUGGCAUCCUUCAUGGUUUAAAAGUUAGUAAAAGAAUUAUUUUGACGUUACUAGAACAAAAAUUAUGUGAUUUGUGGUUUAAGCUUAAAGUGCCUGUCAUGCAAGAUGUAUUGAGCUCUUUUGUAAUGGAAAAAUAUUUAUCGGUCCAAUCGUUUGGUGUUGUUGGCAGUUGGCUCUGUGCCAAUAUACAUGCCUUGGAUGAAGAUUCCUUGUUGGAUAUUAUUACUAAGUUGACUAGAUUGAAAUAUACUGAUGAUAAAAUUGAGAAGGCAGUUGAGAAAUACAUGAAGUUGAAGGGCCCUAAGAUAGAGAGCCAUGUCCUUAUUGUAGGACUUUUGAACUUUUGUAUGCAGUUCCAAAUAUGCAAUGAACAGAUUUUGAAUGCAUGCAGUGAAUAUUUUCUGAGACAUUGGGAUGUUGUGCCACCUAGUUUCCUAAAAUCUUUCAUAUAUCCUUUUGGAUAUUUGCAAUAUGACCCUGUAAACAUUACAGAGUUUUGGACUCUUGUAGAUAAAAUCAUGAAUGAAAAUUUUGAUAAAAUGACCAGCUGUGAUCUUAGUUCAAUAGUACUAUCAUUAAUUUAUUUAGGUAAGUAUCCUUCUACUUUAGUCCGUAGAAUGUUGAGCCCAGAGUAUUUGGCAAAAGUAAAAAGUCCUGAUAUGUGGAAGAGGUUUUAUUUGAUAGACACCGCAAUGACAUUAGAAUGUGAGAAGUACUUGGGGCCACUAUUACCAAAAGACCAGUGGUCAAAGCCAAUUUCUCAAGACUUUAGGAUAAAAAAUAUUCUGGAAAAAAUUAUGGAUAUUCUUGUGAAUGUAGCGGGAGGUCAAGAUAGACUGUCAAUAGCUGUGUCUAUACCAUAUUUACCAUCUGAUGAAACAUAUCUACUGGAUGUCAUGUUGCAUUGCGCUGGUUUGGGUAGUACAACUUUCAACUGGAAAUCGAAAACAGUUCGGAAUGCUAACAUUGCUAUGUUAAUACAUUUGCCUGAUCAUUAUUGCUCUGACAAUGAACACCUGAUUGGCUCCCAGGUGAUGAAAAAGAGGCAUCUCAAAAUUUUAGGGAUGAAAGUUGUAAGUUUGAAAUAUUCUUUACUUAGUCAGUUUUACACUACAUACAAUAAGAAUGGGCUGAGGGAAUAUCUUCUUGAGAGUAUUAAUAAUGCAGAACAAUGUUUGUAGGCCAUACUAAUUUUGGUGUUGUUUUGGAUAUUCAUUAGAUACAGCAGUGAGUGAAUAGUUUUGUUGAAUAGAUUUUUUAUGUUUGUAAAACAAAAACCGAAAAUACAUAGUUACUAAGUAACAUAGUUCAAAUAAAUUAUUUUUCUAGUCUUAAGACUACAAUAUCAAUAAGGGGUUUGCCAAAUUAAAGUUAUAUUGUACCUGUAAAAAUCUUUUGGGUGGUGAUGUUUAUAAACAAAAUUUUAAAAAGAGUUUUAUUAUAAUUGUUUUAUUUAUUGUAUAUUAUUAACAAUAGUGUAGGUAGUAAAUUUGUGUAGUUUUUGAGGUGAUAUACCACAUUAUAUGAUAAAUAAUAAAUAAAUUAUUACACAAUA
Molecule: messenger RNA, 2434 nt
Organism: Spodoptera exigua (beet armyworm)
Lineage: Eukaryota; Metazoa; Arthropoda; Insecta; Lepidoptera; Noctuidae
Source: the annotation of a GenBank genome assembly